Messenger RNA from Lachancea thermotolerans CBS 6340, 816 nucleotides. It is a transcript of the gene PNO1, whose product is annotated as Pno1p. Gene Ontology annotation, molecular function: RNA binding. The coding region runs from base 1 to 816 and encodes 271 amino acids. The transcript has a single exon. Lineage: Eukaryota; Fungi; Ascomycota; Saccharomycetes; Saccharomycetales; Saccharomycetaceae. The record is from RefSeq and is a predicted model, not a curated record. Gene Ontology annotation, cellular component: nucleolus.
AUGGUGGCACCUACGGCUCUGAAAAAGGCUCAAAACGAUACUGCGGGCUCCAAUACCGCAGGUAGCACAAACUCCAGAAUAUUUGGCCUCGAAAACACUCAGCAGAUUGACGAGGAUGAUGACGAUGAGGUUUUGGUAGAUGCACAAGAGGCCUCAGAAGGCGCCGCUGCUCCAGAAGACAAAACCGUGGAAUCAAAUUCAGUGGUCCUUGAUGAGCAAGGAAAGCCUAGGUUUGCGUCUGCGGCGGCCUCUGGCGAGAUGAAAGUGAAGCCGGAAUCCAGAAAAGUCCCUGUUCCCCCACACAGAAUGACGCCGCUAAGAAACAACUGGACCAAAAUAUACCCACCUCUGGUCGACCACCUUAAGCUACAAGUCCGUAUGAAUCUCAAAACGAAGACUGUGGAGUUAAGAACGCAUCCUAAGCACACUACAGACCCUGGUGCACUGCAGAAGGGCGCAGACUUCAUUAAGGCCUUUACCUUGGGUUUCGACUUGGACGAUGCCAUCGCACUGUUGAGGUUGGAUGACCUUUACAUCGAGACUUUCGAAAUCAAAGACGUCAAGACCUUAAACGGUGACCAUCUCUCCAGAGCUAUCGGUAGAAUCGCGGGUAAAGACGGUAAAACAAAAUUCGCCAUUGAGAAUGCUACCAGGACCAGAAUCGUGCUCGCAGACUCCAAGAUUCAUAUACUGGGUGGUUUCACACAUAUUAGAAUGGCCCGUGAGUCCGUGGUCAGUCUCAUCUUGGGUUCGCCACCAGGAAAGGUAUACGGUAACCUACGUACCGUGGCUUCUAGGUUAAAAGAGCGCUAUUGA